UACUAACAGGCUCCAGGUGGCAGAGUCCCAUAGCUGGGCUGGAGGGAGCCGACCAGGAGUAGCUGCUGUUGUGUAAUCACAUCCACGUGUUAGUAUCUGUUGCCAAAUACUGAAGAGAGAAGUCGGUUCCAGCUGAUCACCAUAAAAGUUUUCCCAACACUGGGGUUGGCAGACGGCAGAAGCAGGGCGACUGGUGUUUGGAAAGGACUUGAAGCAUCCGCCCUGGGGAGGCGAGGCUCUUUGAUGUGUGUUUUCCUAUUGCUGUGCACAGGCAGUUUGUUUGCUGUUUGGUGAGGCUCAACAGUAGCUGGACAGUGGACUUCGUUGGAAAACGAUCGUGUUCUGCAAUGAGACUUGGUUUCUUUUGUCAGUGAUCUGCACAGAGGGAAGGCAGUGGGCCUGGCCUGCCCGCGGAGCCACGUUGCUGCUUCUGCUCAGUGUCAGCUCAUCCUGAGGUGCCUGAGGGAGUGAGAGAUGCCUGUAGUCCGCAAGUGGCCUGCCCUGCUGCUUUUGCUGGCUUCCACCUGCUCCCUGGGGUCGCCGUGUGGCCUUUCAACACACGUAGAAAUUGGACACCGAGCUCUGGAGUUUGUCCACCUUCCAGAAGGGCACAUUAACUACAAAGAGCUGCUGCUCGAACACCGGGACGCAUAUCAGGCUGGAACUGUGUUUCCCGACUGUUUCUACCCCAGUAUCUGCAAAGGAGGAAAGUUCCAUGAUGUGUCGGAGAGCACUCACUGGACGCCAUUCCUCAAUGCAAGCAUUCAUUACAUCCAUGAGAACUAUCCCUUACCCUGGGACAAGGACACGGAGAAGUUGGUGGCUUUCUUAUUUGGAAUCACCUCCCACAUGGUGGCAGAUGUUAGCUGGCAUAGCCUGGGUAUCGAACAAGGAUUCCUGAGGACAAUGGGAGAUAUUGAUUUUCACGGCUCCUACCCUGAGGCUCAUUCGGCUGGCGAUUUUGGUGGAGAUGUGGUGAGCCAGUUUGAGUUUAAUUUUAAUUACCUGGCACGACGCUGGUAUGUUCCCAUCAAAGACCUGCUAGGAAUUUAUGAGAAACUCUAUGGGAAAGAAGUCAUCACCGAGAAAGUGAUUGUGGACUGCUCAUACCUCCAGUUCUGGGAAAUGUACGGUGAAGCAUUAGCUGUUUCCAAGCUUUAUUCUACUUUUGCCACAAAGUCCCCUUUUCUGGUGGAACAAUUUCAAGAAUAUUUCCUUGGAGGGCUGGAUGACAUGGCGUUUUGGUCCACUAAUAUUUACCGUCUAACAAGCUAUAUGUUGGAGAAUGGGACCAGUGACUGCUUCCUACCCGAGAAUCCUCUGUUUAUUGCAUGUGGAGGCCAGCAAAACAAUACCUUCAGCUCAAAACCACCAAAAAAUAGUUUUCACAGGAACUUGACUGCAUCCACAACUAAGGAUAUUAGAAGGAAUGUCAACUACACUGAAAGAGGAGUAGUUUUCACUGUGGAAUCCUGGACUCCGGAUUCUGUAUCCUUCAUGUACCAGUCUUUGGAGAAGAACAUUCGGACCAUGUUCAUAGGUAGCUCCCAGGAGCCCCUGAAGCACGUCUCUAGUCCCACAGCAUCGUACUUUGUGUCAUCGCCCUAUGCAAGGCUUGGUUGGACAAUGGUCUCUGCUGACCUCAACCAGGAUGGGUAUGGUGACCUCAUAGUGGGGGCUCCAGGCUACAGUCGCACCGGUCACAUCCAGGUCGGGCGUGUGUACGUCCUCCAUGGCAACAACCUGGGCCUGCCCCCCAUCGACCUGGAUCUGGACAGGGAGGCCCAUGUGACCCUGGAGGGCUUCCAGCCUGCAGGUCGCUUUGGCUCCGCCUUGGCCGUGUUAGACUUCAACAAGGAUGGAGUGCUUGACCUGGCUGUGGGUGCUCCCUCAGUGGGCUCUGAGCAGCUCACAUACAAAGGCGCAGUGUACGUCUUCUUUGGUGCCGAACAAGGAAAGCUGUCCUCCUCGCCUAACAUCACAGUCUCUUGUCAGGAUGUCUACUGUAAUUUGGGCUGGACACUCCUGGCUGCAGACGUGAAUGGAGACAGUGAGCAGGACCUCGUGAUGGGCUCUCCUUUUGCACCAGCUGGAGGGAAGCAGAGGGGGAUUGUGGCUGCGUUUUAUUCUGGCUCCAGUCAGAGUGACAAAGGAGAGCUGGACGUGGGGGCCGCUGACUGGACGGUGAGAGGGCAGGAGGACUUUGCCUGGUUUGGAUACUCCCUGCACGGUGUCCAGGUGAACAACAGGACCUUGCUGCUGGUUGGCAGCCCAACCUGGAAGAACAAUAGGCCGAGCUACUUGUCCCGCAGACACAAGAGAACUCAGAGCCUGGGAAGAGUGUAUGGCUAUUUCCCACCCAGUUGCCAAAGCGCGUUUACUAUCUCUGGAGAUAAGGCAAUGGGGAAGCUGGGCACAUCCUUGUCGAGUGGUGGAGUGCUCAUCAAUGAGACACUAACCCAAGUGCUGCUGGUCGGGGCUCCAACCCAUGAUGAUGUGUCUAAGAUGGCAUUCCUGACCAUGACCUUGCACCAAGGUGGGAGCACCCGGAUGUAUAAGCUGGUGCCCAACGCAGAGCCAUCUCUGCUCAGCUCCUUCAGUGGGGAUCGGCGCUUCUCUCGGUUUGGUGGAGUUCUGCACUUGACUGACCUGGAUAAUGAUGGCUUAGAUGAAGUCAUCGUGACAGCCCCACUGAGGAUAACAGACAUGACCUCAGGACUGCUCGGCGGGGAGGAUGGCCGCGUGUACAUAUACAAUGGGAAACGGAUCACUGUUGGAGACAUGACGGGCAAAUGCAGUUCGUGGCUCUCGCCGUGUCCAGAAGAGAAGGCCCAAUAUGUAUUGAUUUCUCCUGAAGCAAGUUCCAGGUUCGGGAGCUCCCUGGUCACCGUGCGAUCCCACGCAAAGAAUCAAGUUGUCAUUGCUGCUGGGAGGAGCUCUUUGGGAGCCCGGCUCUCUGGAGCAAUUCACGUCUACAACUUGGGCCCAGACUGAAGACUUUGCGCCGUUUCUGCCCACGCCCAGCUUGUGAUCUCCACUCCGUGAGGCAUCUCCAUGGUGGGAGUUCUGGUGGACGGUGUGGCAUCCAGUGGAGCUGUGGUAGAUUGUUCUAAGAGGUGGCAGUUCCUGGGAGUGGACACACACCAGCAACUGGACACUAUGGGGCUGUAGCUGUAUGAUGGCACCAGGAGCAUGUGGAAUAUACCUUGUCUUCCUUCCU
Molecule: messenger RNA, 3220 nt
Organism: Ochotona princeps (American pika)
Lineage: Eukaryota; Metazoa; Chordata; Mammalia; Lagomorpha; Ochotonidae
Gene: GPLD1
Product: glycosylphosphatidylinositol specific phospholipase D1
Exons: 26
Coding region: 475-2994 (839 amino acids)
Cellular component (GO): extracellular matrix; extracellular region
Molecular function (GO): GPI anchor phospholipase D activity
Source: RefSeq, a predicted model, not a curated record